AUGCUGAAUUAUACGGUGUUUACGUUCAAGUUUGGAACAGCUUUGGCUGUAUACGAAGAUGAUACCAUCGUUUACAUCUCUUUAGGGUUUGACAAUCAGGAAUUAGUUCAAGAGAUGAAAAGUGAUUUUAAAGCGAUUGAUGAGCCCAUAAACGCAAAUGUUGACCAGAAGACAGUGGAGAGUUUAAAACACUAUCUCAAUAACCAAGAGACACCACAGCCAAAAUACUCCUAUCACCUAUUCGGAACCGAGUUUCAAAGAAACGUGUGGGAUUGUUUAAUCCAGUCGAAAAGAGGAGAAACGUUUACCUACUCGGGUUUAGCUGAGAAACUGGGUUUGGGUGCCAACAGUUCUAGAGCUGUUGCAAAUGCCGUUGGAGCCAACAAAAUAUCAAUACUAAUUCCAUGUCAUCGUAUUCUUAGGAAGGAUGGCGAUCUAGGGGGUUACAGAUGGGGACCCGAUAUAAAAAGGAAACUUCUCCUAGAGGAGGCUCAAAGUUUGAAUGCAGUGUGA
Komagataella phaffii GS115 is the source of this 513-nucleotide messenger RNA. Its product is annotated as DNA repair methyltransferase (6-O-methylguanine-DNA methylase). The coding region runs from base 1 to 513 and encodes 170 amino acids. The transcript has a single exon. Gene Ontology annotation, molecular function: methylated-DNA-[protein]-cysteine S-methyltransferase activity. Gene Ontology annotation, biological process: DNA repair. NCBI's taxonomy places the organism in Eukaryota, Fungi, Ascomycota, Pichiomycetes, Pichiales, Pichiaceae. The record is from RefSeq and is a predicted model, not a curated record.